Molecule: messenger RNA, 3064 nt
Organism: Perca fluviatilis (European perch)
Lineage: Eukaryota; Metazoa; Chordata; Actinopteri; Perciformes; Percidae
Gene: dnaja1
Product: DnaJ heat shock protein family (Hsp40) member A1
Exons: 9
Coding region: 176-1402 (408 amino acids)
Biological process (GO): response to heat; protein refolding
Cellular component (GO): cytosol; cytoplasm
Molecular function (GO): Hsp70 protein binding; ATP binding
Source: RefSeq, a predicted model, not a curated record
GAAGAUGAUGGGAGGAGGUGUCGGAGCAUAGAUGGGGGAGGAAGAGGUUGCAGGCUGCCGUUAAUACCCAAAGAAGAAGAAAAAGCUUCUGGAAGAGUCUCUGAGGUGUGCUUUGAACUUGUGAGGAUUCAAAGAAGCUACUGUCUUCAUACAAGGUUAUCCAUCAAAGACAAACAUGGUCAAGGAAACGGGCUUCUAUGACACAUUGGGUGUGAAGCCUAAUGCUACUCCUGACGAACUGAAAAGGGCAUAUCGCAAACUAGCCUUAAAAUAUCACCCUGACAAAAAUCCCACAGAAGGAGAGAAGUUCAAGCAGAUCUCGCAGGCAUAUGAGGUUUUGUCAGAUGCCAAGAAGAGAGAGGUAUACGACCGUGGAGGUGAAAAGGCUAUAAAGGAAGGAGGGACUGGUUGUGGUGGUGGUGGUGGUGGGAGCUUUGCAUCGCCCAUGGACAUCUUUGACUUGUUUUUUGGCGGGGGUAGUCGGAUGCACAGAGAGCGAAAAGGGAAGAACAUUGUUCAUCAGAUUACAGUGACGCUGGAAGAUCUUUAUAAUGGAGCUACAAGAAAACUGGCUCUCCAAAAAAAUACUAUUUGUGAGAGAUGUGAAGGUCGUGGCAGUCGGAAAGGAGCUGCACAGAUGUGCAUGUCUUGCCAUGGCACAGGCAUGCAGGUCCGCAUGCACCAACUAGUACCAGGUAUGGUCCAGCAAGUGUCCACUGUGUGCCACAGCUGUCAGGGCCAAGGACAGAGAAUCAGCCACAAGGACCGCUGCAAAGCAUGCGGGGGUCGGAAAAUCUUGCGCCAGAAGAAGAUUUUGGCUGUCCACAUUGAUAAAGGAAUGAGAGAUGGCCAGAAGAUCGUUUUCCAUGGAGAGGGAGACCAGGAGCCAGGAAUUGAGCCAGGCGAUAUCAUCAUUGUCUUGGACCAGCGAGAACAUUCAUGUUUCACCAGGAAAGGAGAGGACCUGAUGAUGUCAAUGGAGUUACAGCUGGUUGAGGCUUUGUGUGGUUUCAAGAAGCCUGUUCAGACACUGGACAACAGGACUCUCCUCAUCACCUCACAUCCAGGGGAAUUGAUCAAGCCUGGAGACACAAAGUGCAUCUUGAAUGAAGGGAUGCCCAUGUAUCGCAGACCGUUUGAGAAGGGACGCCUUAUUAUUCACUUCUCGGUGGUGUUCCCACAAGCCAACUUCCUUUCCGAGGAGAAGCUGAAGGUGCUGGAGCGUUACCUCCCUGAAAAGCUGGACGCAGAGCAGCCGGAGCGUAUGGACGAUGACCUGUACAUCUACGCCGACCUGGAGGACUGUGACCUCGAGAACAGAAAAAGACCCAGCCACCAGUACUACUACAUGGAUGAAGACGACUAUGCCAGCACUGGUGGGGUUCAGUGCCAGACGUCUUAAAUAACAACCGGCCUGUUCGUAUUCCAGAAGCUCAUACCCUCAUUUCUAAAGCAAAGCACCUUUUUGGAAUUUUGUGCACUUUUUAUUUAAAUACUUCUCUCAAAGUCGUAACAGUUUUUUGCGGUUUUCUUCCAACCGAAUCAGAAGUCGGUUAUUCCCAACGCCAUCUUCAUUUAUUAUCGUGACACUUUUCUGAUGGAUAUGACUAUCCCAUAGUUCCAGGAAUAAACUGUGGGUGAAUGGGAUUUCUCUAAAUCAUUGUUUAGACUGUCCCCCCCCCCCACCCCGCCCAAUCACACUGUGAUUAGAGACGAGGGGUAUCGCAGAGCCUUCAGAAAAACUUUUCUCUGAACAAAGACUGCCUGCUUCUUAUGCAUUUACACUAAAACGGAUGCCAAUAUGAAAAUACCCUCUCUUUUUUUUUGUUUUUUAUAGUGUUACUAAAUCAGUUGUUGUGAACCACUUGUUGAUGACUUGUUCAAUCCGUUGUGUGUGUGUAAAGACCCAAUCUUGUGAUGGAGAGGGGAUGUGCAUUGAGACUUGUGAUGAAACAUUCAUGCUGUUUGACCCUUUCAAGGGCUAUUUUCUAGACAUUUCAUAACAAUCUUGACAAUGUGGCAAGGAGACGUUGGGAAUGAAGGUGAUAAUGAUUCAGUCCCGGCAGUAUUUAGAUUAAUGCCACUAGAUUUAUUCAAACGUAAGUUUAGUUUAAUAUUAUAGAGCUGCAAUCGGUUAUCUGUGGUGAAGCUGCACAAGUGCUUUUGUUUUGGAAAGUAGAACAUCUCAUGUGUUUAAACCACACAGUUUGAUAUGAGCCAAAUAUGACCGCUACUAAUGGUGUUCAGAAACAAAAGGUUCAACAUUAGUAAAAGUCAAUUUUUUAUUUGAAAACAAUUAACAGAUCAGGGAGUUUUCCAAGAAGCAGGUUAUCUGGAUUACACCACUCCAAUUCAGAAAGGGUACUUUUUUCUUUUUUUUCUAAGAAUUUUAUGUGGUGUGGGGGUUUUACUUUAGUAGAAAGUUAUCCAGAUAGCUCGUUAACCCUGCUUCUUAUAACAGGCCCAUAAUGCCUUGGUAGCAAAUGUAUUCCCUCUCUUGAAAAAGUGUUGAGUGCCAAGUUGCACAAAAAAAGUGAUUAAUGUCUAAGUUGUUUAAAAGAUAAUUCGUGAUUUUAAAAUCGGUUAAUUAAAACCUAAAUCUGGACUUUUAAAUUACAACUUUUUAAUCAAAGAAACGUAUUGAUGGGUCUUUGCUGGUGUAGGCCUAUAAGUCUUUUUCAUAUUCCUAGUCCUAAUUGUAAAUGCCGAAUGGGUCGGUGGGAGGUUCUAGAGGGACACCUGAUACCUCAUUGUAGUGUCUGCCUGUUUGAAAGCCUUACCAUAACUUCAUGUAAAGCUACUUGAUAGUUCAGUUUUUUUUGGUUUUUUUCUUUCAGUGCUGACUUUGCCCUGGAUGUUUUUAAAAGCACGACUUUGCUCACCAGAAGUGAGAUCCCUUAAAUUCUUUGUUGAAGCAAAAAUAAAUGAGGACUCAUAAUGUCAGGGGAACUCAACUCAAGUAUCACGUUUUGUAAUGUGACUGACGAUAUGUGUGUUAGGACCAAUGAUCUACUUGUUUAUGCUCAUGUUUUCUAAUUAAAUGCAGUUUGAUGGUCUCUCUAAA